Messenger RNA from Pleurotus ostreatus (oyster mushroom), 339 nucleotides. RefSeq lists its product as uncharacterized. The coding region runs from base 1 to 339 and encodes 112 amino acids. NCBI's taxonomy places the organism in Eukaryota, Fungi, Basidiomycota, Agaricomycetes, Agaricales, Pleurotaceae. The transcript is spliced from 2 exons. The record is from RefSeq and is a predicted model, not a curated record.
AUGGAGAUUCGGGUUCCAGGGGUAGAGGGAGAAGCCACUCCCGCUCUGGUCUUGUUGCUCGCAAGCACGUUGCUCGUAAGCAUGGAGAUUCGGGCUCUCGAGGACGUGGCCGCAGUCGCUCCCGUUCGGGCCUCGUUGCUCGCAAGCAUGGAGACUCCGGGUCCCGUGGACGAGGCAGAAGCCACUCCCGCUCUGGUUUGGUUGCACGCAAGCAUGGUGAUUCUGGCUCUCGAGGACGUGGACGUAGUCGCUCCCGAUCAGGCCUUGUUGCCCGCAAGCAUGGUGACUCUGGCUCUCGUGGACGUGGGCGCUCCCGGUCUUCUUGAGCUCGGAAAAUAA